Molecule: messenger RNA, 2563 nt
Organism: Aspergillus pseudonomiae
Lineage: Eukaryota; Fungi; Ascomycota; Eurotiomycetes; Eurotiales; Aspergillaceae
Product: origin recognition complex subunit 4
Exons: 2
Coding region: 1-2181 (726 amino acids)
Biological process (GO): DNA replication; DNA replication initiation
Cellular component (GO): nucleus; nuclear origin of replication recognition complex
Molecular function (GO): DNA replication origin binding; ATP hydrolysis activity
Source: RefSeq, a predicted model, not a curated record
AUGAAGGAAUCGCGGGCUAGCAAGCGGAGAAGAGUGUCUGAUGCGCCUAGCAUCGAUGGGGAUGGGGAUAUUGCAAUGGGCGAUCAGGUCGCCGCAUCUCCGACACCGCAGAAACCCCCUCGGGACGAGGAGUCUCCGGACGACGAACACACAGGGUCACCGACUGCCUCACGAUCAGUGCGACGCCGGGCAUCAAAGGGAGGCCAGAAAGCCGCGGAAGAGGAUCCGGGCAAGGAGAAUGAGAAUGGGGUAGAGACGCCCUCAAGGCCUGGUCUACGAUCGAGUGGGCGGCAGCGCAAAGCGCCUCAGCGAUAUGAAGACGAGGUAACUGGGACGCCUGCGUCUACUAGGAGGCCUCCCCCGGCGUCGGGACGAAGCGCUGCCACUCCGAGGAGUACGCGGAAGGCAAGACAUGUAUCUGAAGACGACGACGACAACGACGAAGCAGAGUCGCCGCAAUCGGAGCCUCAGACUGAGAGGCUGACGAGGACGCGGUCCAGGAGACCCCCUGUGCGGUUUACUGGGACUGAGACAAAUACGAAUGGUGAUGAGGAACCCGGGGCGCGGCAGUCCCCUUCUCCGGACGAAUACCAGGAUGGAUUGGACGAUCUUGUCUCAAUGCAAUUACAGCAAGAUCUUACCCAAAAUGAUUUGGUUGGGAAGGAUGAGACUGUCGUUGGAGGCGAAACACUUCCGGCUUACGCUGAAGCAUUGCAGACACUGGCAUACAACGGCUUGACCGCUGAACUGGGGGUGCUGUCUAGGAUUAUCCUUGACAAACUCACUGGCAAGAGAUGUAUUCCUUUGAAAGGCCUGGAGAGUGAGUAUGACAAGGUUCAUCAGCUGGUGGAGCAGACGGUCAGCGUUGGAGAGGGCAAUUCUUUGCUCCUUCUCGGAUCACGAGGUUCCGGAAAAACCGCUAUAGUCGAGACCAUCAUCUCGUUGCUAAAAAGAGAACACCACAAUGACUUCCACGUCGUUCGUCUCAACGGGUUCUUGCAUACAGAUGACCGUUUGGCGCUUCGUGAGAUGUGGCGCCAGCUUGGUCGUGAGACCAAUACUGAAGAAGAGGCGGGGAAAGUAAGCAGCUACGCAGACACGAUGGCCACUCUUCUCGCUCUUUUGUCGCACCCGGAAGAGCUGUUUGGUGCUUCUAAUAAUACAAACACCGUAACCGCAGCCAAGUCCAUUGUUAUCAUAUUGGACGAGUUCGACCUCUUUGUCACUCACCCACGUCAGACCCUCCUGUACAAUCUGUUCGAUAUUGCGCAAGCGCGGAAGGCCCCCGUUGCGGUUCUGGGCCUGACUACGAAAGUGGAUGUGACUGAGAUGUUGGAAAAGCGAGUGAAGAGUCGGUUCAGCCAUCGCUACGUCUAUGUUCCGCUUCCGAGAUCACUAGAAGGCUUUUCCGAAAUUUGUCUAGCCGGUCUGGACCUGGAAGACAAGGAGGUCUCGGACUACUUGGAAGAAGCCAAUCCCGAGGCGCGUUCACUUAUCACAUCCGAAAAGUUCGGAAGACUAUUGGAAGGGUGGAGAGCGUAUUUACAGGGCCUGUGGAGUGAUGAGGCGUUUCAAGCGCAUUUACGGAGGAUAUUCUUCCAAACCAGAUCGGCGAAGGAGUUCUUUACCAGCGCUUUGAUUGGCAUGACGGAGCUGCAUUACAGCAGCUACGACCCCACAGGCGGAGCUGCCACGCUCCAGAUCCCAACGCCAACCACUUUUAGCAGCCAAAGCCUAUCUUGUCCAGAUCCCGGACCUCUACCUUUCUCCACCUCGACGACGACCUCUGCCAGUCCCUCGUCGCUGCCCCUAUCUUUGUUGCUGGCAGCCACCCGGCUGGCUGCGUUGUAUGACCCGGGUCUAGAAGCGACACAGCCUCAGAGUUUGGCUCCUUUGGCGCUUUCAUUCCCCGCCGCAUAUGCCGAAUACGUCCGGCUUUUGACGUUUGCUAAGACAUCGGCUUCCGUGUCCGGCGCCGCCGCAACCCCUGGACGCGUCUGGGGUCGGGACGUCGCACGUGAAGCGUGGGAGAAGCUGAUCAGCUGGGGGCUGAUCAGUCCGGUUGGCGGAGGCAGUGGCACAGCAGAUGGUCGGAUGUUCCGGGUAGAAAUUAGCUUCGAAGAAGUGGUUGACAUGGCUGGAUCAGGUGGUUCUCUGGGGAAAUGGUGGCGCGACGGUUAAUUUUUGGGGUUAAUUUAGGAUGUGCAUACUUUAGUGACCCUCUUUCUCUCAGGGCUUACAUAGCGUCGAAGGAGGACUUCGCUGACAAGCGGUCAAUGCAAGAUCAACUCGGCCGAUGCCCCUAAAGGUAACGGCCAAGGAAAAAGAAAAUUAUAAUGAAACGUCUUCUGUUUCUCUUCUGAUCCUCUUAUCACCGGGGAACAUAGAUAGCAUAUCGUACUAAUCAAUACGCAAGAUUGGGUAUCGGAUUAGUUCGGCCAUGUCCGACGGCAAAGGAGAGUUCCCCCCCCCUCCCCUAUAGAGUAAGUCAUCCCCAUAUAUUGCAUGAUUGUGAAAGAAAAUGGAGUGCUCCCUGGGCCUAUAAGAUCUGUGUUAUUAGCGG